CUCCGGGCUGAUUGACAGAGGCGUGGGAGUGGCCAGCAGCAGUGUUAGGUUUUAAAUCCACACGUGGGCUGGCUCUGGGGUUUGUUUAGCACAAGACCUGCGAAACUUUCUGCCCCAAACUCAUGCCACUACUACCCACGUCUAUCACUGCGGGGGCAGACGUGACCGGGACGAAGCUUUUUGAUAAGUCAGCCAACAUGCCUUCUUACCCCCUCAGCCAGUUUUCGGACCUGGAAGAGAUGAUGUGCAAGCAGUUAUUGAAUCUCGACUUGACGGAGCAGAGCAGACCGCUACCAUCCCUCAGUCUGGCGAUGAGAACACCAGGUUACAUCGGUCAGCCGCGAAGCAACUCAUCGUUUUCCCUCUCGUCUCUCUCCUGCCUCGCAGCUGAUCCUCCAGACAGUGUAUUUCUGACCUCUAGCCAAUGGGGGCAGCAGUCAGAAAGCCCUCUGCCCUCCCAGCUUGCUAAUCCCACCCAAUGGGGAAAGUCGGGCUUCCUUGGCCAACGUUCCAUCAGCAUGGUAGAGACCAGCAGUGCCACAGCAGCAAAUCUAGAAUGGCCCGGGACUGACAUGAAGCACUCCCAAAGUGACCUCAGCCCCACCGCACUAAACACUAGCUCCUCCUCGUCCAGCUCGUCGCGCUAUAAGACUGAACUGUGUCGAUCUUUCACUGAGAGCGGCCUCUGCAAAUAUGGCGGGAAGUGCCAGUUUGCACACGGGGCCGAAGAGCUGCGGGAUCUCAGCAGACAUCCGAAAUACAAAACCGAGCCGUGCCGUACGUUUCACACCAUCGGCUUCUGUCCAUAUGGGAUCAGGUGCCACUUUGUGCACAACAACGAGGAGGAGAAGAAACACUCCAUCUCUCGUUCCUCCUCCUCAUCUUCCUCCUCCUCCUCAAGCAUUCCCCAGCAGCCGCCCGUCUUCUCCCGCUCGCACAGACCACCACUUGUCAGACAAAGCUUCAGCUUUGCUGGGUUUCCCUCUGCCCCUCAGCAGCCUGCUGCUCCUGCUCUUCCUGCCACUGCUUCUUUCACACGAGCUCCAUCGGCCUCCCCUCCUUCUUGCGCCGACAUUACCGACCUCCUUUCUCAUGCCUUCCUGGAGAUGGACUCUGCCUUCGAGGCGUCCCCUGCCCAGUACCAGCCCCCCAUCGGCCAGGCCACCACAGCCGAUCCCCGCUCUCCAUUCCUGCCUUCCCCAGACUCCGGCUGCUCCCCAUGUGGGCGUUCUCCAACUGCCUCCCCUUCCCUGAGGCAGAGUCCCGGCGCUUCUGGAGUCUUUUCAGGGCCACUUGGUGCCCGAUCUCUGUCCUACACCUCCCUGUCAGACCAGGACCAGGAUGGAAGCAGCUCUGCGAGCUCGCUCAGCGGCUCUGAAUGCUGCGGGGGCAUCAACGACGCCAACGGCAGACGUCUGGCGGUGUUCAGUCAGCUCUCUGUUCCUGAGGAUGCUACUGGGUUCUGCCUUUAGGCUACACGAACAUACACAUUCAGACACAGACAUGCAGACCCCGAAUACUCUGCUGAGACACAGUAUAUGCAGUACAUACAUAUCCACGCGCGAGCACACACUUGACCCCUAUAAAUGCACAUGUACCACACACAGCCACUGGACUGAGACCUCAGACAUUCCUUGCACCCGUGUGGCAUCAAAGGAAACAAAGACUCAACUUACUGACGCUCAGAGAUUCACUUGUUAGCUUUAUGUCACUGAAAAUAUAAAGUAUGUUGCUGCCGUAACAGAGUACAUAUCAAGAGUUUAACCGUGCUGCAAGCGUUUGAUGCUUUAUCACAAAUAGUAUGCUGAAACGGCAAACUGCGACGAAGAUAUUGUAAUCACAGUGUGACCGGCCGAGCAGUGCCACCUGUUGUUGAGUCUAACCGCAGCGUUUUAUUAUUUUUCCAACAUCUUCCAAGCGAUCUAAAGAAUGUGACGAAGCCAAAGACGUCUGUUUUGUAGCCCAAACGUUUUGAUUACGGCGGCACAGGCACACACUGUGACUUGACUUAUUGUUUCUCCAUUAACUGUACACAGUAUUGUGUUUAUAAGCUGGUGAGAUUGUUUUGUUUUUUUUUGUCCCCCUCAUAACUGUACUGUCUGAAGUUAUGUUUAGAUCACUGGCCUUGAAGCUGAAUGUUACGUUUUUUUUAAACAACUAAAGUGCCUGCAGUGUUAUUUAAACAGGCCGUGUUACAGUGUUGAAAUGAAAUUUGCUGGUUUGUUUGGAGAGAUGUGAGGAAGGGUGGGAGUCCUUUUUUUUUUUUUCCCCUCCCCCCAUCAAGUAAGCUAGUGUGAGUACAGUUCUCUCUGUUAGUAAGACAACUACAAAUGCCGUGAGUAAAACACCAAAUGACCAAAUUUAAGGUGGAGGAACAUGGCUUGAACUUAACAAAAUCUCAACAAACCAAAAAAAAGAAAGAAAGAAAGAAAAGCCAAAUGUGUUCAAUCAUUCUUUUUCAAAUCUUUUGUUCACAACAUAUCUGGAACAUUGGGAUUUUCAUCACCACCACAAAUCCAAUAGUGAGAAUCAAAGAUGGACCAAAGUGAGAUGAGAUCACUCUGCAUCUUAUUUUGUGUAAACGUGAGCAUGGCUUGAGUUUAAUCAAGUCUUGUCCGACAUUUUUUUUUUGUGAAAGACCUGUUUUACCUCCGGCGUGUUUCCUAAAAUCUUUGUGCUGCUAACGUGUAUUUUAGAUGAUCUUAUACAUUCCCAGUAGCGGGUUUUUUCCCCCUCUCCCAUGUCCACAGGCAGCACUGGCGUUAGGUUUUUUGAUAAAUAUUCAUGUUUUUGUGACUCACCCCCCACUCACCACAUUUCAUCUCUCCUUCUCAUUCAGUAUUAAUUCUUCCUGUUAUGACUUUAUACUGUUAUGAAUGUGUAGCGUCCUGGUCACGCGUCAAACUUUGCAGCCAGGUCUGUUGCCUUGCCGAGCUUAGAUCCAGCGUUCUGUAGGGUUUAGCGUAUGUAUGCUUAGUGUUAUAGACUUUUUACUUGGCUGUUUUGUGUCUUUAAUGAUGUAGUUUGUUAGGAGAACAGACACGGUUCUGUUACUGGUCUAUUUAAAAUCGCCUUUUCAUCAACAUGUUUGAGGCCUGUUUAGUGUUAAAGGUGAAUGAUCUUUAGUAAAUUAAUUUCUUUAAUUUAUUUUAACGUAUUUAUAGAGGAUUUUGAGUUGUUAAUGCUUGUAUCAAGUUUAAUAUAUUUGGGUUUGCUUUUUUGUACUGGAAAUAAAGUUUUGUUUUUUUUUUU
Messenger RNA from Larimichthys crocea (large yellow croaker), 3252 nucleotides. Its product is annotated as mRNA decay activator protein ZFP36L1. The transcript is spliced from 2 exons. The record is from RefSeq and is a predicted model, not a curated record. The coding region runs from base 123 to 1472 and encodes 449 amino acids. Gene Ontology annotation, molecular function: metal ion binding; mRNA binding. Lineage: Eukaryota; Metazoa; Chordata; Actinopteri; Sciaenidae.